CUUUUCCAAAAGGGCACCCAUUUCUACAACUCUUAUGGAAACCUGUCCUUAUUUGAAAUGCAGGGUCUGGUGUAGCAUAGGUAACAAAACCCCUCUCCAUAACCGUCAACCAGAGGGAGGGAGCGUCUCUUAAAGUAAAUAGUAGGCCUUUUUGGGGCUAAUGUGAUUUGUUGAAGCAGAGAUGGCGAAUGUUGAGUUGUUGUUGUAUCAGAUGUUUGAGAGGGAAAAUUGGCUGCUAUCUCAGCUUGAGCAGCAGCAGAAACUGUUCGCUCAAGCUAUGGCAUCCUCUCUGUAUCUCAAGGGGAUCGAGCCACCUUCUUGGCUCGGUAAUGGUGAAUUAUCGUCAACCGCUGAUAAAGAUCCAAAAGAGUUAAAGAAGGAACAUCUGAUACCAGGCCUUCUUUUCGCACCUCCAAGGCCCAAUGUGUUCUUUCCAUCCAUGAACCAUUAUGCCUAUCAAAGCAGGCCAUUCAGCAUGGUAGCCAGAAAAGAAAGUGAGAAUUUACAAGAACUCUCAAGAAAUGGUCCUGAAAAUUCCAGAAAUUCUCCUUUGGGGGUCUUGAAAGACCCAAAAUUUUACAGUUGUAUUAUACCUGAAACCUCACUGGGAAGAAUCACAAGGUCUAGAUCAAGGCAGCGAGCCUUGGGGAUUAGAAACAGUGUGCAAGCUAAAUCCAAGAAUCGAACCAGCGUGGUUUCUACAGGUAUAGCAGGACACACUGGUAGGAUGACUCGGCAUAGAUCAGAUCUGCAGAAGAAAGAAUGCCAGAAUAAAAUAGCAAGUUUAGCAGCAACAGAAAACCAAUUGGUCAUUCAAUCACCAGAACUUGAACAGGGGGUCUCACGUUCACCUGAUGUGAGUAACUCUCUGAAAUCUCUCUGAAAUCUAAACGGAAGACCCAUGAUGAUUGUUCUAUUAGUGCUGAUCAUGGAACAAACUUUGAGGUAAUGAAACAAAUUGGAUGCGGAGCUCCACUUUCUAGGCCUGAACUGAAGAAUGAACCAGAGCUUCAAGCCCAAGGAGAAGAGGUUUCUAGGAGGAAUCUAUCCAACCCAAGUGAAUCAAUUGUCUGUAGACAGGAUUACCUAGUUGAACCUAAACAAUUAGUAUUUGAUGACUUGGGGGAAUGCAGUUUGAACCAGGUUGGCAGUCAAUCAGAGGGCAGGAAGCAAGAGAUUAAGCGUGAGGCUUCAAUCACAUCCAGUGUCAAUAACACUUCAAGCACUGGAAAAGAAAUCAAUUCUUCUAGUAAGGCCAAGGAUGAAGCAAAAUCUAAGGUUCCAAAACCAGUAGAUUGCAGAAAUUCAUGUGAGUCUGGGCAUGAGCUGAAGAAAAAUUCAAACGUUCAAGUUAAUGGGGUAGAGGCUUUGUGGAUGAAUAUAUCAAACCCAAACGAACCAACUUGUCAUAGUCCAGACUCCUCAAUUGAAUCUAAACAACUGCCUUGUGCUGACUUGCAAGAUUGCAGUUUAAACAAGAAUGGGUCUUUCUCAGAGGGCAGUGAACCUGAUAUUUUGCAUCUGGGAACUCCAAACAGGAAGGUUUCAGAAGAGAUGCAGACAAUUGGACUACAAAAAGCGGAAAUCCUGGGGGUUCCUCAGAAAGAACAGUUUGAAGCAUUGUCCAAAACUGUUGAAGUCCAAGGAGCCCUGUCCGUUGAUCUUCCUGCCUCAUUGGUGGAUCAAAAGGUAUUUGAGUCCAAGAAGAAAGCAUCUUGCAAUUUUCAAACUUUUGUUACUGCUCCAUCAGAUCUUCCAUUUGAGGCUUCAGUUACAUCGGAGAACAUUCCAAAUGGUAGAAAGAGAAGUUGUUCUGCAGCUUCUGCUAUUUCUCAGAGAUCAAAACGUGAAGUUCCAAAACCAGGGGAUUUUGUAACUUUGCAUUCUGGGUCAGAAAUGAAGGAAGAAGAUGUCGUUCAAGACAAAGGAGAUGCUGUUAGUAGGAAUUUAUUUACUCUAAAUGAAGCAACUGGGCAUAGACCUGAUUCCUUGGUUCAGCAAGAACAACUGGUAUAUGAGGGCUUGGAAGCUUCUGGUUUGAACAGGGCAAGCUCUUUUUCAGAAGGCUGGGAGAAAGGGUGUUCGAAUGCGGGAUCUCUGAAGAGGAAAUUUUCAGAAGUGGAUCAAAUGAUUGGAUUAGAGAGAACUGAAACCAUGGGGUCUUCAGAAAAAGUUCAUACUGAAUUGUUACCCGAAUCUGUUGGAGUCAAAGGGGUCCUGUCCUUGAAUGUUGCUGCCAAAUCAGAAGAGGGAAAAGUAUCGGAAACACUGAAGAGAACUUCUUGUUCUGCUCAAAUUUUAGUAGACAAUGAAGCAUCAUGGCCUCAGUAUAAGAGGAGGAAGAGAGAAAAAGAUCAAACUAAGGGCUUAAUCACUUCACCAAGAUUGACAAGGUGUUCAAGGAAAGUAUAUUCACAGUAGCAGUCAGCUUGCUUGAACUUUUCAGCUGAAGCUUGCUUUUUAUUUGUCUUGUUAUCAUGGAUUUUGUCAAAGGAGACAAAAUUAUAACCCAGAGGAAUAGGCAAAAGCCAUGUUGGGAACAAUGGAUGGAGAUGGUGGGGGGAAGGACCCUCCAGUAAAGGACAUGGUGCAAUGGUGGGCCCUACUCGCAACAUCUCCAGUCAUCAUUUCAUUGAGAGCGACUUGGAGGAAAGGAGUUCCCCACUGUGUGAAAGUAGUUCCCUUGAUGCUGAUGAAGCCAUACCAGAGCUUGACAGGUUGAGCUUUGUGAUGCCCUUGGAAAAUGGAGAGUUUGAAAUGCCAAACUCUAAAAGAGCCCGAUUUAGUUCUAUCAAGCUGCAUAAUUCUAGCAGCUUCCUUACGCCAUUGCCUACAUCUCAUACACCAGAGAUUAAUCAGUCCUUACCUAAUGGGCUUCUGGAACACAUGUAUUUAAGAAAUGGAUAUGGCCACUUGUACAAGUAUGAAGAUCAUGUUCACAAAACUGAUGAGGUCAUGCUAGAGAGUAAACUAUAUGCAGUAAGGUCCAUGUCAUUGGGUAGGUCUGAUCCUUAUGAUAUUCCAUCUUUAAGUUCACGAUUUGGGUGGAAUGUCAAGAGCCCUGCUUCUUCCACUCCUUCAGAUGGAAGAAUUUCUAGUAAAUUAUUUUCUAUGUUCAUGGAUAAAAGCUCAGAAAGAGUAGUUGGUAUGAAACCUUCUACGUGUUUUAGAAUUGAAGAAGAAACCAGUACUGGUAAACGAGAUGUUCAGGUUGUUGAGGAUUUGGAAGAAACCCAUAAAGGGAUUCAGUCAAGGGAGAGAAAGGCUCCAAGUAAUCGUGAACCGCUUCAAGAUAUUACAUCAAUAUCUUGUAAUUAUCCAAUUUUGGACCCAGCAGCGAAGUGUUCAAACAGAUUUAGUAUGGCCACUGUUUAUGGGGAAUUUAACUUUGUUGGGAAUCAAAUGAAUGAGAACCAAGAGCUCAGGGAAGGUUCUGACAGUAAAAAAAAACCUCCAUAGCAGACAAGGAGAACCAAAAUCCUAUGCAACAUAGACAUAGCACAAGGAAGUCCUCAAGCAUCUUGAAUAAUGAAUCUGGCAUGUCAAAAUUGGAACUUGUGCAAGUGAAGAAAUAGGAAGUGAGAUUUUACAAGAAAAUCCCAGUAAGCGUAACAAUAUUGUAUCAAGUAUCUCCUCGUUUAUUCCACUUGUCCGGCAAAAGCAACAAGCACCUGCAAUUUUGACAGGCAAGAGGGACAUUAAAGUAAAGGCUCUAGAGACCGCUAAGGCUGAAAAACGGUUGGAAGAACGGAAGGUGAAUGAGCGUAAAUUGAGGAAAGAAGCUGCUAAACAAGAAAGGGCAAAGAUUGAGCAGGAGAACCAGAAAAUAAAGGAGGAGAAACUGAAGAAGCUAGAGGAGGAUAGAAAGAGAAGGGAAGCUGAAGCAGCUGCCAAAAAACGGCAGAGAGAAGAAGAUGAAACGAAAGAAAAAGAGAGAAAGUGGAAGUGCAUUGAAGAUGCACAGAGGCAAAGGAGAGAACUUGAAGAGAGGUUGCGGUUAGAAAAAGAGGAGAAAGAGCAAAAAAGCAAAGCUAUGAAAGAGAAGGAAUGCAAAAGAAAGGAAUUGGCUACAGGGGCAAAGAAGCGACAGAGAAUGGAAACGGAAAGAAAAAUGACCGCUCGCAAGAAGAGGGAACUGGAAAGUAAGGGUAGAAAGACUUCAAACGUAGACAGCAGACCUACAAGUAGUGUAUCUGGGAAUCUCAAGUCUUUCCAUAAGCUGCCUUGUAUCGGAGAGGUUGCAACUAAUUUAAACAGUUUAGGGACUACGAAUAAGGAUGACAUUUUUGCCAAAGAAGAAAUUUAUGUUUCCCCCUCAUAUGAGAUCACACCGUUCUAAGACUCGGAAGAAGAAAAUGAAGAAGAAGAAGAAGAAGACACUUAUCCAAGGAAACAUAGACCCUCUUGGGCGAGGAAAGAGAAUGUGAAUCUGAUGGUUUUCAAACAGCAGAAUACAGACCCAGAUGAAAUCUUUCUUCGUGCGAAAUGUGGCGAUUUGAGUGAAGGUAGUUUCUGCAUUCCUUUUAAUUGCCUAAUGAAGAAAUCUGCUGUUUGUUGUAUCAGGGAAUUGUUUGGUGAAAGUAUAUUAUAACCCAAAUGGACUAUGAGUUACUAUGGUAAACACGUAAUCCAUUAUGCAUCACCAUGAUGGACUUUGAUCGAGAGAGAGUGGUGCACAUCAGAAAAGGAAGUAGGCCAAAGUUGGGUCCCUCUCUUAUCAUCACCAUCCAUCAUUGCGCUGUGCGGUGAUGGCCCCAAUGACUACGGUUUUCUUUUGUUUUUUGUAGUACAUUACUUUCUUAUGUAUGUGCAGUUUGUCAUGGUUCUAUUCAAGUGGCCAUAGGAGUCAACUGGUGAAUGUUUUCUUUUCCAUCUGUAGUUGAUGGGGGUCGUCGGAGUAGCACAUGGAGUGAAUUCAGUGAUCAUGAUGAAGAUGGUGAUUACCGAGCAGAACAUAGAGCAAUUAUAAUAGUUAUUGAUGCAAGUUCAAAAUCUUCUAUAUAUAAAGCAUGACUUGAUUCGUGCCGAACAUGGCAUUGCUUAAUAGCUUCGAGAGGUUCAGCAAGUGGUUCGCAUAUAGCGGUGGUUGUGGUUCGAGUAUAGCAGAGGAUGUUUAUAUUUUAUAUUUACAUUACCAAAAUUGUUGAA
Amborella trichopoda is the source of this 5148-nucleotide messenger RNA. The record is from RefSeq and is a predicted model, not a curated record. NCBI's taxonomy places the organism in Eukaryota, Viridiplantae, Streptophyta, Magnoliopsida, Amborellales, Amborellaceae.